AUGUCAUCGCGUGGCAACAUCAGCAAAGACGCAAGCCCUUAUGUCUGUCUCUCGGCCCACUGUGAUUUACUCCACUUUGUCGGUCCGGUGCCUCAUCCGUACGGUGGGCCCACGCCGCAGACAAUUGCGGAACGCGCCGCGCAAUAUGCCCGUUUUUCUUGUGACUCCUGUGAGACGGCACCGACGGUGACGGUGCAAUGCGAACACCCGCUCUUUCCGCCCCUUCCAGUCACGAGGACCGUCGACGGGGCGGCAUCGUUCCCGCUGAACGGCAUUGAACUGGCACGAUGGGCGUACCGCGAGAGCUUCGACACCGCUGCGGCGCAACCGCAACUGGACCCAGGCGAGAAGAAACACGGCGGCUCUCUUCCGCCCUCGCAGGGUGACUCCGGCAGAAUAAUGCGUGGACCCAUGCUCUCACAGCCACCACCCGCAGCACCGCCCGAGGAAGCUGCAUCCGCUGCGGUAUCUGGAAAUAUUCUUUACACCGUGAACUUUCACGCGCUGCGGCGCACUCUCCUGCAGGCACUAUUUAUUUUGCGUCUCCCAAAGCGAAGCCCCGCAGCCUCCUUCACAUUGUAUAUGCAUGACCCGAGCCCUUCGGGGAUCACAAGUUUCUUUGUCCUCCCUCGAUGCGCGGAACAGGUGACGGUGCUGGCACACCCUGCGAGGGUGAGUCUCAGCGUUGCGAGAAGCACCGACGGUGAUACCCUCCACUGCUCGUGUCAAUGCCACCCUGGGAAGGAUGCGGCAGAGAAGACGGGCCUCUACUCACCACUAGUCUGGGAAUUAAACGAGUGGGGUAAAGGAAAAUAUGACUCCCCCGAGCCUGUGGAGUUGGAUCAUUUUCUCACUGCGACAAUGAUUCCCGCGUUGUUUGCGCUUCCUGAGCAUCUCUCCCGACUCACAGAAAGUGAAGCCGCUCAGCUGUCGCAGGCUGUUGGUUGGACUCAGAGACGCUCAUUUCACCUUUUGGCACUCAUUGCACACUGCGUGUGGUGCGAAAAAGUAGUCCUGUACAUCAUGAGCCGUAGCAGUGAGUCAACAGCUUCGUGUGGACGCUGGAAAUCGCGUCUGAUGUCACGGGACAGCGCCUCGUUGGACUCCACUGACAAGUGGGAGUCAACGCUGUUGCUUUACCCCACAGCGUUUCAUGAUGGGCGCCUUCAUUCGCACGGCACGGGACGGCGCUUAGAGGUCGCUGACUCCUCCGCCAGCUCGUGCGCCGCGUUGCUUCGGGUAAGACUCAGGGGGUGCGAUGAGCAGAUAAACUGGGAAUGGGGUGGUGAGGCGCCUCACGCAUCCUCCGGAAGUUUGAGUGACCUCGCAGAGCUACAUGCGAGGAAGAGGUAA
Trypanosoma conorhini is the source of this 1353-nucleotide messenger RNA. RefSeq lists its product as uncharacterized. NCBI's taxonomy places the organism in Eukaryota, Euglenozoa, Kinetoplastea, Trypanosomatida, Trypanosomatidae. The coding region runs from base 1 to 1353 and encodes 450 amino acids. The record is from RefSeq and is a predicted model, not a curated record. The transcript has a single exon.